AUGGAUUCCGCAGCAAAACAUACGAAUCUCGAUACCACAGAUUUGGUCAUCUCCAUAACCCUCCGUCAGGACCAGGCAGCUCGACUCAGAACUCCAUAUCUGAAUACCGUUCUGCUCAAGAGGUUCAGUGGUCACACUGAGACUGGAAGACGGCCUUCUGUGAAAAGCUGCAAACCGGAAUCAGCCCAGGCUCUCGACAUAGAUGCCACGAGAUACGAAGAAGAGUCGGAAGAAAUUCGAGAGUUGACUUACUUCAUGGAUUCCCUCCACAGCCAUCGUCAAGACAAUCAAUCCACUGGAUCUACCUGUCCACCUUCUUGUAACACUGCCCUGGCCUUAGGUGACCAAGCGAAGCCGCGUAGUCACAAUCCAUUGGUAUCAUUCCUCACUGGUUCGUACACAACUUACGAUCGACUCAUGCAGUCAAAGCUCUCAACAGACUCGACAAGCAAUGGUAUACAGUGGUCUGCUCUGGAAUUAUCUACCAACAACGUUCUAGUUGACAGUACAAGACGAUCGUCCCGUGUUCCACCCGGAUCCCGUGAACAUUAG
Molecule: messenger RNA, 552 nt
Organism: Pseudovirgaria hyperparasitica
Lineage: Eukaryota; Fungi; Ascomycota; Dothideomycetes; Acrospermales; Acrospermaceae
Exons: 4
Coding region: 1-552 (183 amino acids)
Source: RefSeq, a predicted model, not a curated record